AUGGCGAUGAGGCUUGGGCUAGGUGCGGGUGCUGCCGUGCCUGGUGAAGUGUGUCCUGGCCUACGACCGUGCGUCAGGGGGCAGCCUCCCAUGGGAGAGGAGGGGAUGAGACAUUUCCAUGUUGGAUCGUUCUUGCUUACAUGCCGACAUGCCCACACAAGCGCAUCACUGACCAUCAAUGAGAACUAUGACUCAGAUGUGCAGGCUGACACUGAGACUUUUCUUAACAGAAUUGUUCCAGAGGGCCACAAUGCUCCUUGGAAACACACUAUGGAAGGACCUGAUGACAUGCCAGCACAUAUUAAAUCUUCUAUGUUUGGUUGUGCCCUAACGAUUCCUAUAACUGAUGGACGUCUCAAUGUGGGCACUUGGCAGGGCAUAUGGCUGUGCGAACAUCGUGACCAUGCCAGCCCUCGCAAAAUUGUGAUUACUCUCAACGGUCUUCCCCCUCAAGUCAUAGCUCGAGGAGGAUUCUCUGGCUUGUUUCCUGACUCGAGCCAGUUUGCCUACCAGUUUGCCUUGACUCCCGCCUGCUUGCCUGAUGUCGUUGUGUUAUGUGAUCUACAAUUGUCAAGCGACCGCAUAGGCUUCUGCAAAACAGGGUUGACCCUUGAUAACUCGACGACUGUCUCUGAGAUCUUCCCCAAGAUGGAAAGGGCAUACAAGCUGCACGGAGAAGAUGUCCAUGGCUGGUUCUCUCUAGAUUUCACCGCAGACCAGCUGGCGCAGAAUAUCACAUUGAUCCAGAACAUCUUUUCGCGCCCAAGCACAUUUGAUGGCUCCCAGAGGAUGUACACGCUUGAUGAAGUUGUUGAACUCCACCCCCCUCAAAUAUGGCUUAAUGUACAGUACAAUUCAUUCCUUUUGGAGCACAAAUUAAGUAGCGAAGAUUAUAUAUUAGAACUACCAAAAGAUACCCUCUCUUACAUCUCCUCGCCGGAGGUUGAAUUCUUGAAAAGCUUGGGUGGGAAGCUCAAGAAAGCCAAGACAAAGCUCAUCUUCCGAUUCCUCAAUGAAAACAUUGAGGAGCCUGCAACCAAGAAAACAUAUGGGGAACUUCUGAAAGAUCUAAAAGCCAUCAAGGAAUUCGCAGCUGGGAUUCUUGUGCCCAAGACAUACAUCUGGCCAGUGGAAAAGGAUCAGUACUUGGCGCCAUCGUCCACCAGUUUGGUCAAAGAUGCUCACGCCCUCGGGCUGGAAGUGUAUGCGUCCGGAUUUGCCAAUGAUAUCGUCUUGAGUUACAACUACAGCUAUGAUCCCACUGCAGAGUACUUGCAGUUCAUGGACAAUUCAGACUUCUCUGUCGACGGUGUGCUCACGGACUUCCCGGUCACCGCAUCAGGAGCUGUUGCAUGCAUGGCUCAUUCUAAGGGCAAUCCUCUACCACCUCCUGGAAAAAGCAGGCCGCUGAUCAUCACCCACAACGGCGCGAGCGGCAUGUUCGCCGGCAGCACAGAUCUUGCCUACCAGGAGGCGAUCAAAGAUGCCGCUGACAUCAUCGAUUGCACGGUUCAGAUGUCAAAAGAUGGAACGGCCUUCUGCAUGCACUCUGCUGAUAUCUCCAGCUCCACUACGGCGGCCACCGCUUUCGCGUCCAAAGCCUCCACUGUCCAUGAGAUCCAGAACAAGUCUGGCAUUUUCUCGUUCGAUCUGUCAUGGAGUGAGAUCGCAACCUUGAAGCCCGCCCUCAUCUCUCCGUUUGCUCAGGCAGGCCUGCAAAGAAAUCCUCUAGCGAAGAAUGCCGGCAAGUUGAUGACUUUGCCCCAAUUCUUAGACUUGGCCAAGGCCAGCAACAUCACCGGUAUACUGAUCGAAAUAGAGCAUGCUUCAUACCUCGCCAAGAGAGGGAUCGGCAUGGUGGAGGCGGUGUCUAGCGCGCUGACCAAGGCGGGCUACGACAAGGAGACCAAGCAGCAGGUGUUCAUCCAGUCCGACGACUCGUCGGUGCUCGAGGCGUUCAAGAAGUUCACGACGUUCAGGAGGGUGCUCAACAUCGAGGCCAAGAUCAGCGGUGCCUCCAAGCCGUCGGUGGAGGACAUCAAGAAGUUCGCGGACACGGUGAGGAUCCACAGGAACUCAGUGGCGCAGAUCACCGGCUACUUCAUGACGCACUUCACCGACACGGUUGGCAGCCUACAGGCCGCCAACCUCACCGUGUUUGUCGGCGUGCUCAAGAACGAGUUCAUGAACCUCGGCUUCGACUUCUUCGCUGACCCGACGAUCGAGGUCGCUACCUACGCUUUUUCGUUGGUGGCCGAUGGGAUCGUCACGGACUACCCUGACACUGCAUCUUCCUACUUCAGGAGUCCAUGCAGUGACAUGAAGCUGAACCUGAGCUACUCGAUCCUGCCUGCACAACCUGGCGCUCUGGUCAACCUGGCAGCCCCCGGGAUGUUGGCUCCGGCGGGAGCGCCAGCACCGUUGCUCCAACCCACUGACGUCGUGGACCCGCCGCUGCCUCCAGUUAAAGCUGUGAUCGCCGCCGACGCGCCAGCGCCAGGGGCGGCUGACAACACCUCCUCGGCGUUCAACUCCAACGCGGGGAACGGCCUCUUGUGGGCUGGCAUCGUUGCCCUCUUGUCCCUGACCUUUCUGCACUGA
This is a messenger RNA of Miscanthus lutarioriparius, 2601 nucleotides long. The record is from the annotation of a GenBank genome assembly. Lineage: Eukaryota; Viridiplantae; Streptophyta; Magnoliopsida; Poales; Poaceae.